GCGCAUGCGCGGGCGUCCUGCGAGCCCGCUGAGGCGAGCCGAAUCGCGGCGGCGCCGGGAGCCGAGCAGCGGAGCUGUGAGGAACGAGCGGUGGCGUGAGAACGCCAGGGACUGACAGGUGGCAAACCCUCGCCCGCGCUGAUCGGGUUUGCUGGGGCGCCCGCGGAACCUGGCGGUCCGGGCGUGGCGGCGGUCGCAUCCCGGACGGCCUGUGAGGGAUGCGCCGCCCACUGCCCUGCGCCGCCUGACCGCCCCCGCCUCGCCUAGCGGUGCGCCACAGCCGGGCCCGCGGCCGUCCCCGCCGCGCUGUCGCCCGGCCGCCGCCGCGCCCGCGGGGUCGCGCCCGGCCCGGCCAUGUGGACCCCCACGGAGGAAGAGAAAUACGGCGUAGUGAUAUGCAGCUUUCGAGGAUCUGUCCCUCAAGGAUUGGUCUUAGAAAUAGGAGAAACAGUCCAGAUUCUUGAAAAAUGUGAAGGUUGGUAUAGAGGAGUUUCAACAAAGAAGCCAAAUGUAAAGGGGAUCUUUCCUGCAAAUUACAUUCAUUUGAAAAAAGCAAUUGUCAGUAAUAGGGGGCAGUAUGAAACUGUGGUUCCACUUGAAGAUUCUAUUGUGACUGAAGUUACAGCAACUCUGCAAGAAUGGGCCAGUCUGUGGAAACAACUCUAUGUGAAACAUAAAGUAGAUCUUUUCUACAAGCUACGCCAUGUGAUGAAUGAACUUAUUGACCUUCGAAGGCAGCUCCUGUCUGGUCACCUGACUCAGGAUCAGGUGCGGGAGGUUAAGCGGCACAUCACCGUGCGCCUGGACUGGGGCAAUGAGCAUUUGGGCCUGGACCUGGUGCCUCGAAAGGACUUUGAAGUAGUGGAUGCGGACCAGAUUAGUGUCUCAGAUCUCUAUAAAAUGCAUUUAUCUAGCCGGCAGAGUGUACAACAAAGCACAUCUCAGGUAGAUACAAUGCGCCCACGACAUGGGGAAACCUGUCGGAUACCAGUGCCACAUCACUUCUUUCUCAGUCUGAAGAGUUUCACCUACAAUACCAUUGGGGAAGAUACCGAUGUCUUCUUUUCCUUAUAUGAUAUGAGAGAAGGCAAGCAGAUCAGUGAGCGGUUUCUGGUGAGACUGAACAAGAAUGGUGGGCCAAGGAACCCAGAGAAGAUAGAACGAAUGUGUGCCCUUUUUACAGAUCUGAGCAGCAAAGAUAUGAAGAGAGAUUUAUAUAUAGUUGCCCAUGUGAUACGAAUAGGCCGGAUGCUCCUGAAUGACUCAAAGAAGGGCCCUGCUCAUCUGCAUUAUCGGCGGCCGUAUGGCUGUGCAGUCCUAAGCAUCCUGGAUGUCCUGCAGUCGCUCACAGAAUUAAAGGAAGAGAAGGAUUUCGUUCUUAAGGUUUACACGUGCAACAACGAGAGUGAGUGGUCCCAGAUCCACGAGAAUAUCAUCCGCAAGUCCAGCGCCAAGUACUCUGCCCCCAGCACCAGUCAUGGUCUUAUCAUUUCUCUGCAGCUUCUUCGUGGAGACAUGGAACAGAUUAGGAGAGAAAAUCCUAUGAUAUUUAAUAGGGGAUUGGCAAUUACAAGAAAAUUGGGAUUUCCUGAUGUCAUCAUGCCAGGUGAUAUCCGCAAUGACCUGUACCUAACCCUGGAGAAGGGGGACUUUGAGAGAGGGGGAAAGAGUGUACAGAAGAAUAUUGAAGUGACCAUGUAUGUGCUUUAUGCAGAUGGCGAAAUCUUGAAGGAUUGCAUCAGCUUGGGUUCAGGAGAGCCGAAUAGGAGUUCGUACCACUCCUUCGUCCUCUACCACAGUAAUAGUCCUCGCUGGGGAGAAAUUAUCAAAUUGCCCAUCCCCAUUGAUCGGUUCCGGGGCUCCCACCUGCGCUUCGAGUUCAGACACUGUUCCACAAAGGACAAAGGGGAAAAGAAACUCUUUGGCUUUGCAUUCUCACCCCUGAUGCGGGAUGACGGCACCACCCUCUCAGAUGAUAUCCACGAGCUCUAUGUGUACAAGUGUGAUGAGAAUAGCACGUUUAACAACCAUGCUCUGUACUUGGGCCUGCCCUGCUGCAAAGAGGACUAUAACGGCUGCCCUAACAUCCCCUCCAGCCUCAUCUUCCAACGCAGCACCAAAGAGUCUUUCUUCAUUUCCACACAGCUCUCCUCCACCAAACUCACCCAGAAUGUGGACCUCCUUGCUCUGCUGAAAUGGAAGGCCUUUCCAGACCGGAUCAUGGACAUCCUAGGGCGUCUGCGGCAUGUCAGUGGGGAGGAAAUUGUUAAGUUUCUACAGGACAUCUUAGAUACGCUGUUUGUGAUUUUGGAUGAUAAUACAGAGAAAUAUGGCCUGUUGGUGUUUCAGUCUUUGGUAUUCAUCAUCAACCUGCUCCGAGACAUCAAAUAUUUCCAUUUCCGACCUGUAAUGGACACAUACAUCCAGAAGCACUUUGCUGGAGCCCUGGCAUACAAGGAGCUAAUCCGCUGUUUGAAGUGGUACAUGGACUGCUCAGCAGAACUGAUUCGGCAGGAUCACAUUCAGGAAGCCAUGAGGGCCUUGGAGUACCUUUUCAAGUUUAUUGUGCAGUCAAGGAUCCUCUACUCACGUGCCACCUGUGGGAUGGAAGAGGAGCAAUUCCGGUCCAGCAUCCAAGAACUUUUCCAGUCCAUCCGGUUUGUGCUCAGUUUGGACAGCAGAAACUCAGAAACACUCCUUUUCACUCAGGCUGCACUUCUCAAUUCCUUCCCAACGAUCUUUGAUGAGCUGCUGCAAAUGUUCACUGUGCAGGAGGUAGCAGAGUUUGUGAGAGGGACUCUGGGGAGCAUGCCCAGCACUGUGCACAUUGGGCAGUCAAUGGAUGUGGUCAAGCUGCAGUCCAUUGCCAGAACUGUGGAUAGCCGCCUAUUUUCUUUCUCAGAAUCCCGUCGCAUCCUGCUUCCUGUGGUUCUCCAUCACAUUCACCUUCACCUGAGGCAGCAGAAAGAGCUGCUAAUCUGCUCAGGGAUUCUUGGCAGCAUCUUCUCCAUCGUCAAGACCAGCUCUCUGGAGGCAGAUGUCAUGGAGGAGGUAGAAAUGAUGGUGGAGAGCCUCUUGGACGUGCUCUUACAGACUCUGCUCACCAUCAUGAGCAAAUCGCACGCUCAGGAGGCGGUAAGAGGGCAGCGGUGCCCGCAGUGCACAGCGGAGAUCACUGGCGAGUAUGUGUCCUGCCUUCUCUCAUUGCUCCGCCAGAUGUGUGACACCCAUUACCAGCACCUCCUGGACAACUUCCAGAGCAAAGAUGAGCUCAAGGAAUUUCUGCUGAAGAUUUUCUGUGUGUUCCGGAACCUGAUGAAGAUGAGUGUCUUUCCUCGGGACUGGAUGGUGAUGAGACUUCUCACAAGCAAUAUUAUAGUCACUACAGUCCAGUACCUGUCUUCUGCACUGCACAAGAAUUUCACAGAGACAGACUUCGACUUUAAGGUGUGGAAUUCUUAUUUUAGCCUGGCAGUUCUGUUCAUAAAUCAGCCAAGCCUUCAACUAGAAAUCAUUACUUCCACCAAGAGGAAGAAGAUUCUAGAUAAGUAUGGGGACAUGCGUGUGAUGAUGGCUUAUGAACUGUUCAGCAUGUGGCAGAAUUUGGGUGAACAUAAGAUCCACUUUAUUCCGGGAAUGAUUGGUCCUUUUCUGGGUGUGACACUGGUCCCACAGCCAGAAGUGCGGAAUAUCAUGAUUCCCAUCUUUCAUGACAUGAUGGACUGGGAACAAAGGAAAAAUGGCAACUUCAAACAGGUGGAGGCCGAGCUGAUUGACAAGCUGGACAGCAUGGUGUCAGAAGGGAAAGGCGAUGAGAGCUACAGGGAGCUCUUCGGCCUGCUAACCCAGCUGUUUGGGCCCUACCCCAGCCUGCUGGAGAAAGUUGAACAGGAAACAUGGCGCGAGACCGGCAUUUCCUUUGUAACCUCGGUCACCCGCCUCAUGGAACGCCUUCUUGACUACAGGGAUUGCAUGAAAGGAGAGGAGACAGAGAAUAAGAAGAUCGGCUGCACUGUUAACCUGAUGAACUUUUACAAAUCUGAGAUUAACAAAGAAGAGAUGUAUAUCCGCUAUAUCCAUAAGCUUUGUGACAUGCAUUUGCAGGCCGAAAACUACACAGAAGCUGCGUUCACUCUGCUCCUCUACUGUGAGCUGCUACAGUGGGAGGAAAGGCCACUGCGGGAAUUCCUCCAUUACCCAUCCCAGACAGAGUGGCAGCGGAAAGAGGGACUGUGCCGCAAGAUCAUCCACUACUUCAACAAAGGCAAGAGUUGGGAGUUUGGGAUCCCACUGUGCAGGGAGCUGGCGUGUCAGUAUGAGAGCCUCUACGAUUAUCAGAGCCUCAGCUGGAUUCGGAAAAUGGAGGCCAGCUACUAUGACAACAUCACGGAGCAGCAACGCCUGGAGCCUGAGUUCUUUCGGGUCGGCUUCUAUGGCAGGAAGUUUCCUUUUUUCCUUCGGAACAAAGAAUAUGUGUGCCGUGGCCACGACUACGAGAGGCUGGAGGCCUUCCAGCAGAGGAUGCUCAGUGAGUUCCCACAGGCUGUCGCCAUGCAGCACCCCAACCACCCUGAUGACACCAUCCUGCAGUGUGAUGCCCAGUACUUGCAGAUCUAUGCAGUGACGCCCAUUCCAGAUUAUGUGGACGUCCUGCAGAUGGACAGGGUCCCAGAUCGCGUCAAGAGCUUCUACCGCGUCAACAAUGUGAGGAAGUUCCGGUACGACAGGCCUUUUCACAAAGGCCCCAAGGACAAGGAGAAUGAAUUCAAGAGCCUGUGGAUCGAGCGCACCACGCUGACCCUGACCCACAGCUUGCCUGGCAUCUCUCGGUGGUUCGAAGUGGAGAGGAGGGAGCUGGUGGAGGUGAGCCCCCUGGAGAAUGCCAUCCAAGUGGUUGAGAAUAAGAACCAGGAGCUGCGGGCCCUGAUCAGCCAGUAUCAGCACAAGCAGGUGCAUGGCAACAUCAACCUGCUCAGCAUGUGCCUGAAUGGCGUCAUUGACGCCGCUGUCAACGGAGGCAUUGCACGCUACCAAGAGGCCUUCUUUGAUAAAGAUUACAUCACCAAGCACCCAGGAGAUGCUGAGAAGAUCACUCAGCUCAAGGAACUCAUGCAAGAGCAGGUUCAUGUUCUUGGAGUCGGGCUGGCAGUUCAUGAGAAGUUCGUGCACCCAGAAAUGCGCCCUCUGCAUAAGAAGCUGAUUGAUCAGUUCCAGAUGAUGCGGGCCAGUCUCUACCAUGAGUUUCCGGGUUUGGACAAGCUAAGUCCUGCAUGUUCAGGCACCAGCACCCCACGGGGAAAUGUCCUAGCAUCCCAUAGCCCCAUGAGCCCAGAGAACAUCAAGAUGACCCACCGGCACAGCCCCAUGAACUUGAUGGGGACCGGCCGCCAUUCAUCAUCCUCUCUCUCCUCACACACAUCUAGCGAAGCUGGAAACGUGGUGAUGUUGGGUGACAGCUCCAUGGGCGAGGCUCCUGAGGACCUGUACCAUCACAUGCAGCUCGCGUAUCCCAACCCCAGGUACCAGGGCUCAGUCACCAACGUCUCUGUUCUGUCCUCGUCCCAGGCAAGCCCUUCUUCCUCCAGCCUGAGUUCCACUCACUCAGCACCAUCCCAGAUGAUUACCUCUGCCCCUUCCAGUGCCCGAGCACGCAAACCUGAAAGGCCCACAGUAGCAGUGAUGGAGAGAGAGAUGCAGUGGCCAACUGGGAAAAGCCUCAGCAGACAGCAGAAGGGGGGUAAGGCUGCAACAGGCAGAGUUACAGACUUUCACCUGAAGCAUCCAGCCCAACCCCUCAUUCCCUGUGGAGGAAACAGGUCCAGUGAGAGGGGCUUAAGGCCAUCCAACCAGUUUGUGGCCAAGUUGAUUUUGGAGUUUGAGUCUUUACACUUGCCAGCCAUCAGUCUGAUGCCCAUUCCACUUCCAUGAUUGCCUCCCUAACAUGGACCAAGGCACUCAAAAAAGGGGAGCCAGCAUUUGGAAGCAGGUAUUUCUAGUGUUAAAGAAGAAAAAUGAUCCAACAAAUGGGUGCAUGUUGAAGAUUUGUCAGUAUGUGAGGGCUGCAAACAUAGAGAAGCAACAGUGAUUUGUGCUAUAAAGAAGGUAUGUCAAAAGAUGGUUUGGAGAAUAAAAAGGAAGGAAACCCUGAUAAGUCAGCCAUGACUUCUGUAGUGGAGGUUAGCAUUUGCAGUGUCUUAAGGUAAUGCUCCUGAAUAGAGCUGCAGAAACAGAUUUUGUAAUCUAAUCUGUUGUGUGGGUUUUUUCCUAACCUGAACACUCUCUAAGAUAUACUCAGCCAUAUCUAAGUCUGUAGCUGGGUAUUCUUGCUGAAUUCAGAUCUCUGAACCAUGAUUAUCGAUAAAAACAGAGGCAGCAAAGGAUGGACAUUUUAACUCACUUCACUCUGACAUUGCUCAGACACUUCCCCUAGGCAGUGCCUGGUACUCGGUGCCCUAAAGAGGACAAAGACGCCAUCAGGGACCUCACAGUCUUUCUGGUACCACGUUUGUCCUUCCAGCUAACGAUAUACUAAUCUAUUCCCUCAUCAAGCUUUUACGAGUGCUCAGUAAGAAGUCUGCGUUGCUCUUACACCCUCAGAGUUGAAUAGAGAGAAGUUAUGUUCUCCCUGUUUGGAAGUGAUCUCUUUUUAUUUCAAAUGGCUUGGUUAUCAAUUGCUGCAUAAUAAACCACCCACCGAAACUUAGCGGCUUAAAACCACAAUUUAUUAUCAUCUUGCGUGAUUCUGUGGGUUAACAGGGCUCACUGAGCAAUUCUCAGUUUGCAGUCUCUCAUGAGCUUGCAGUCAGAUGUCACUGGGGGCUGGAAUCAUCUCAAGACUCAACUAGGCUGGACAUCCAAGAUGCCUCGCUCACGUGGCUGGCAGGUGAUAGUACCUGUCAGCCGGGAGCUCAGCUGGGGCUGUCAACCUGAGUUCCUACGUAUGACCUCUCUCUGUAGCUUGAGCUUCUCACAGCAUGCAACCGAUUUUCCCCAGAGCAAGCAUUCCAAGACACCCAGGCAAAAGCUGCAAGACUUCUUAUUACCCAGCCUUGGAAGUCCCAGAACAUCCCUUUUGCCACAUUCUGUUGGUUAAUCAAGUCACUAAGGCCAACCCAAAUACCAGGGUGUGGAAUAAGACUGCACCUCAUGAUGUGAGGAGUGGCAUGUGCGUUUUGGGAGGGAAGGCAUUGAUGGUCGCCAUCUCUGGAGGUAAGCUAUCAUGAUGGUCAAACUCUAGAGUAUCAUAUAAUGAAAGGCUGAUAGGAGCUCCCUCCUUUUCUGGAGUAGAUAUGAAGUAUAAAAGUGAACAAAAUGGUUAAAUAGAACUGGGCCCAAAGCGGGGAAUCGUGAUAAGAGCAGAGGCUAUUAAGAAAGAGCAGGAAGUCACUUCUAGGCUACAACAUCCAUGCAAUCCAUGUGUAGGCCCAUCUGGAGAAAACCAUGGGCCCAGCAUGUGUCAGGCCCACAUGUGAGAGAAGAUACAGACUGUGACCUGGUGUCAUACAGGAAGACUGAUAUUUUUAGAUAAAUGUGGGAGGUGAAGUAGUAGAUGCACUGGGGUCACCAAAGAAACAGAAUGGCCCACUCUGGGGUUUGUGUCUGAUGUUACAGAUGAGGGGAAGGCUUUCAUGGAGAGUGUUCUGGAGACUCCUUUGCAUUGGAGUCACUUUCCCCACUCCCAGGAGUGGUCAUGUCACCAAUAGCCUUCCUUGCCGUGCCCAUUGACACUCUGCUGUGGUUCUUGUUGCUUUGGAAACCUUCAAGUUGAAUGGCCUGCAAGGCAUAGUCUAAACUCUUUACGUCCGCAGCGCCCCCUGGUGGUCAAAAGGCUGAGUGGGGCUAGGAAACAUGGAGAUUUUGAUUGAUCCUCCUUGAAUAACUCAGUCAUGCUGGGACUUAGCCCCCCUGGGGUUUACCAAACUACAACUGAAGUAGUUCAAAAGUCCUGUGACACAAAAGCCCUUGUGGUGUUUAAAUGUUUUCAUGAAAAGUAGCCAUCACUCUCUCCUACAAUGGUAUUGGCUGCCCAGGGAAGACAACAGUGGGCAGGAAGUAAGAUGAAAGAGUUAGAAAAUCUCGUGGUAGCACAGAGCACUCUUUUGUUUUCGCACCAGAGAGGCCUCCAUAACAUGGAUACAAAUCCUCAGCAUAGCCCCUGGGGCCUGCAGGCUGCUGUCCCUCCAUCCUAGCCCUGCAACAUGUAUCAGGAUAUUGAGUGUGCAGAUCUGGGGUUGGCCUGGUGAGCCAGACUGUGAGCUCCAUGAGGUGAGGGACCAUGGCCAAGCUGAGCAAGGCGGUACACCAUGUUCCAACCACAUGCCUGGUGCGGGAUGGGUAUUAGAUAUGAGUUUGAUGUAACUGAGUUGGUAUAAAGGGGCUAUGUCUCUGUGCACACCAAGCUGGGGGUACCCCUGUCCAGAGGUGUGGCCAGCAGGACCCAGGGAGCAUUCAGAGUUUCUUGCUGGAAAGGCACUAUAGAAACCAGUGGGAUUAGGAGCCCUUUUCCUUUUUUCUUUACACAGCCAUCUUUUUGAGGUUGCCUCAGAGCAUAAGUUCUAAAAGGAAAUAUUGAUGUAAGUGAAAAAAUCACCAAAUAGUAGCAAUUCAGGCCUAGUUUUUUAAAAAAGCAUACUUUACUCAUUCCCUUAUCAGUGAAGGAUAUUUUUAAAACUAGGUCUUAGAGCCAGCCCUAAGGUUCUAUAAACAGUAUCGCUCAGACCAGCUGUGGAAGAAGUUUACUUAAAUAAUAAUUGCCUUACUUGUUUUUAAUAUACUGACUUCUUCAACAUAUUUAAGCCUCAUCUCCUUGGACUAAAAUGAGUACAAGAGGCAUAUCUCAAGAACGCCUGGCUGCAGAAGACCUUUUUUAGUUGUACCCUGACAGUGCUUGGACGGCACACUCACAGGAAGGUUCAGAGACCCUGUUUUUCAGGGACACACAGCCUCCUGAGCUGCAGGUUCACCUCUCAGAUGGAGCCUCACUAAGAAAACACCACGGAGAGGGGUUUCAACCACUUGAAUCAGCCAGAGGCUGCCGAGCUGCCAGUGGGCAAGUAGGGGGCACUGGGAUCCAGGUGACCCUCCCACUAGUUUGACAUGGAUGUGCUGGUGUUUGGCACAAUGAGUGAUACACGUUUGGAGGGCCUUCUAAAUUAUAUCUUCCCAAGGGAAGCCUGCAAGUUUAUUCUCACUACUUCUGUGGAAGGUCCCCUUGAGGACCAUUGGUUGACAGGUUCCUGGGCCCAUAGCUGUGGCCUGCAUCAAUGGGGACUAAGCCACACCACAUCUGGUCUCCAUAACAGCCCCUCAGGCCAGAGGAGGUCUCACAAGAGAAGGGCAAGAACCAAGUGAACUCAAGAGCCUGGGUUAAAGACCCACAUAGCUCCAUGACUCCCGAGCUCACUGAAGGGCAAGUCUUAGAAACCCUGGAGAGCCCCCUGUGUGCAGGGCCCUGGGCCCCCAGCCAGUCUGGCUGGGUCUGCAGUAGGAUGGCCAGGAAGGCAGAGGCCAGGCACUGGAGGCUUGGAAUCUGGGAAAAGGUGGUAGGGAGCCAUCUGGGAACAGGGCCAGUGGUGUCUGGAGAAGGUAAGUGUGUAGAAACAGUGUGUCAAGUAAGAACUGUGCUGCUGUGUUAUCUGAGUGUGUCUGUUUCUGUGUGAUGGCUCCAUUGCAAGCUGGCCUGGGCCCAUUCCUGGGCCCCCUGAGAGAGCUCAGCAUCCAGGCCACACCCAUCUCCCAAGAGUGCUGGAUGCAGAGGGCCCCUAGGGCCCCAGCUCCAGUCCCCAGCUCUCCUCAUGAUCUGCCUCUGAGCAUGGUGAGGGCGCUGUCGGGAGUCUGCAUUGCCCCAGGUUGUAGUAUGUGUGCCUUGGCUGGGAUGCCAGGUGCAGCCCCCGCCACCAUCUAACCACCAGGCUCUGCUUCAUUCCUCCUGUGCUUGCUGAGUUCAUCCUCACCCCAACGGCAAGGGGACACCACCCUGGUUCCUUGGCCCCAAGGAUGCCUGCCCUCUGGGCCCUCCAUCUGUGGCUUGUCAUCUGUGCGUGAUUGUUCUCACUUGGUUACAGGCUCUCCCUCUCUGCCAGAUAAGUACCGCCAUGCCCGGGA
Molecule: messenger RNA, 10104 nt
Organism: Orcinus orca (killer whale)
Lineage: Eukaryota; Metazoa; Chordata; Mammalia; Artiodactyla; Delphinidae
Gene: DOCK3
Product: dedicator of cytokinesis 3
Exons: 50
Coding region: 355-5928 (1857 amino acids)
Biological process (GO): small GTPase-mediated signal transduction
Cellular component (GO): cytoplasm; plasma membrane
Molecular function (GO): GTPase activator activity; guanyl-nucleotide exchange factor activity; small GTPase binding
Source: RefSeq, a predicted model, not a curated record